Messenger RNA from Talpa occidentalis (Iberian mole), 2404 nucleotides. It is a transcript of the gene RAB5A, whose product is annotated as RAB5A, member RAS oncogene family. NCBI's taxonomy places the organism in Eukaryota, Metazoa, Chordata, Mammalia, Eulipotyphla, Talpidae. Gene Ontology annotation, molecular function: GTP binding; GTPase activity. Bases 408 to 1055 code for a protein of 215 amino acids. The record is from RefSeq and is a predicted model, not a curated record. The transcript is spliced from 6 exons.
CUGAAGCGGUAUCUGAGCGUUGUAUCAGUUACCUUUCACAUAACUAAUAAAGAAAAAUCCCAUGGGUACACCACCGUAUAUUCAGACAGCUCAGAGUUUAUUCUCAAUGUAAAACCGGGACCUAGGAGCUGAGGGGAACUGUAAGCAAAAUUAACAGACUGGGGCCUGGUACAAAAUAUUUGCGUAAUGUUAACUGCAGCUGUUCAUGAAAUUUUUGUUAAAGAGCACCCGUAAGGACGUCAGAAUAAGUUAUUUUCAAAAGAUUUAAAAUUGCAUUUUCUGCAAAAUCUUUCUUUUGCAAAAUGGAAGUUUCGGUUUCUUUACCUCCGGAAGAAGAAAAAUUGACACCUCACAUCCUGGAAGUUCAUUCAAAAAACUGAAAUUGGGGACUUAUUUCAAAUUUGGACAUGGCUAAUCGAGGAGCAACAAGACCCAACGGGCCAAAUACUGGAAAUAAAAUAUGCCAGUUCAAACUAGUACUUCUGGGAGAGUCUGCUGUUGGCAAAUCAAGCCUAGUGCUUCGUUUUGUGAAAGGCCAAUUUCAUGAAUUUCAAGAAAGUACCAUCGGGGCUGCUUUUCUUACCCAAACCGUGUGUCUUGAUGACACAACAGUAAAGUUUGAAAUAUGGGAUACAGCUGGUCAAGAGCGAUAUCAUAGCCUAGCACCAAUGUACUACAGAGGAGCACAAGCAGCCAUAGUUGUAUAUGAUAUCACAAAUGAGGAGUCCUUUGCCAGAGCCAAAAACUGGGUUAAAGAACUUCAGAGGCAAGCAAGUCCUAACAUUGUAAUAGCUUUAUCAGGAAACAAGGCUGACCUUGCAAAUAAAAGAGCUGUUGAUUUCCAGGAAGCACAGUCCUAUGCAGAUGACAACAGUUUAUUAUUCAUGGAGACAUCAGCUAAAACAUCAAUGAAUGUAAAUGAAAUAUUCAUGGCAAUAGCUAAAAAAUUGCCAAAGAAUGAACCACAGAAUCCAGGAGCAAAUUCUGCCAGAGGAAGGGGAGUAGACCUUACUGAACCCACGCAGCCAACCAGGAGUCAGUGUUGUAGUAACUAAACCUCCAGUUUGAACUAGCUGGAAUAGUCUUCUGCUUCCUAAAUGUUAACAGUGGAAUUGGAGCAUUUAACCAGCCCAGUAUGACUUCCAAAAAGAAGAGACUUAUGAUAGUCAUUUCUAAUACAGAAUUAUUUUAAGUGUUUUGAACUUAAUUUUUAAUAAUGUGCAUGUGACCCUCUGGCUAAUGUUUCAGCAGUAGAAAGGGAAUAUGAGAGCUUUACGUACACGUGUUUCCUUGGAAUGUUUGGGUGGAUCAUAUUCAUUUCUCAUCCCCAGGUAUAUAGGCAAAUAACUAUCUGGAACCAUAAUUAACCAGCCAGUUCUAUGCAGAAGUCUUAUCAAAAAGCUUUGGAACUUAGGAAUUUGGGCCUUCAGAUACACACUUUUUUUUUUAGAAGGCGGUUCUAAACAUACUUAUGCUUAGCUACAGUACUCAGGCAUCCAGUAAUUUCUCCUAGUAUCUAUACUUAAAGUGUACAUUCCACAUUUUAACAGAUUAGCUACAAGAAAAAAAAUAGUCCCAUAUUUUCAGGGGGAAGGGAGACGGAAUGAGCAUUAGUGGCAUCUAAAUUAUAGCCAUUCCUUUAAAAAAAAAAUAAAAACACAGGGGUAAAAAUAUCUACUGUAACCCCGUCUUGUUUUAGGGAUAUGAAAACUAAUGAAUGCAUCUUAAUGGAUAUGUUUCCCUUCAAACAUAUGAGCUCUUCAACAAGAGAAAGCAGGUGUUUAUGAUUCUGUUUAAUCACUGCUGACCAUUACAUAGGUUUUUCUGUUCGAGGGCAGGGAGAAGGGGCUUCUGUUCCCUUUGGACAUAAGAUAGUCAGUGCACUAACAAUUAUGUACAUUCAAACUUGAUUAUUUUAAAUUCAUUCUUCAGCUGUACUGUAAAUAGGGUACUGCAUUGUAGUCUUCAUAUAUGUUUAUUACUUUUCUGUAAUAUUUAAGAGUUGCUUAAAAGUAUACAAAAUGUACAGUUACUAAAACAGCUAAUUUUUUUCCUUCUCUCCCCCUUUGGAAAAAAGGGGCUUCAGUUCCUACACAGGCUAGAACCAUAAUAAACAAUGUAUGUGUAAUUUGUAACAUAAGUAUUGCGAAUUGUUAGUAACAAUCUUGCAGCCUUGUUUCCCAAAGUUCAUCUUUUUGAUCAGUUCAGUAUAUUGCACUAAUUGUUUUAGGUAUUUUCAUUAUAUGAAACCUACCAUGUGUCAGAUGAUUUAAUCUAUUUAAGUGUUGGACUGUUAGCAGAACUUGUACAUUUACAGUGAUUCAGGAUUAGUAAGGAAAACAGUUCACCAGUGUUUAGUUUUAUAUGAGGUGCUCAGGUUGGAAUAAAGUGGUAUAAAAAGCAA